CGUAUGCUUGUAGUUUACCUGAUCGCUCCGCCCCGCCGCGCCAUUUUCUCAUCGGAGACAUACAUCAAUCCAAAAUAUUGUGCAUUUAAACGUUUAACUUGCUUUAUUUAAUUCCACAAACUUUUUAAGUAGGUAAAUGACCUGAAAAUGAGUGGCGUCGACGAGGGAGAUAACGAAAGACGGGGUUCUCAAGCCUCAUCUAAAUCGGAACAUGGAAGUUCAACUCGGGCCAAGUCAGGCUCCUCGAGUCCAUCCCCAGAAUCUAAUAAUUCUGAAUCCAGAUCGUGCUCUCCAUCAAAAUCGGGUUCUCGUUCUAGGCACGUUUCUGAUGGACUCGCCGGUCGUUCACGAUCUCCGUCUCAUCCCUGCCGACAGAGGUCUAGUUCUCAUUCCGACAGCCCCGACUUCCGCCGCAGGAAGAACCGUAGCACUUCCCCAAUGUCAAACCGCAGCCCUCAGGCUGGGCUCAGGAACCAUGAAACAAAAGAGGCAAACAGUCACGGCAGUAUCACUGAUAGGGCAAACCCUGAUCCAAGCAAAUGUUUGGGGGUAUUUGGCCUCAGCUUGGAAACCAGAGCGCGGGAACUGAGGGAAGUGUUUUCACAAUACGGGCCUCUUGCCGGGAUCAAGGUGGUGUUUCACCAUCGCUCGCGUCGCUCGCGUGGCUACGCCUUCGUUUAUUUUGAGAGACUUGAAGAUUCAAAGGAGGCAAUGGCGAAAGCCAAUGGUAUGGAGAUAGAUGGGAAGGUAAUUAGAGUAGAUUACUCCAUUACCAAGCGUGCCCACUCCCCCACACCUGGAAUCUACAUGGGUAAACCAACCAUAGAUGGCGAUGAGGAGGAGGAUGACGGCGGAGGUAGCCAAAGGGGAAGACGCUCAUAUUAUGACCGUAGCUAUGACCGAAGCUAUGAGCGAAGCUACGACAAAGGCUACGACCGUUCUCAUGACAGAGACUAUGAUAGAAACUAUGAUAGGAACUAUGACAAAAAACAUUACCGAAGCUACGAGCGAAGCUACGCUCGACGCGACGACCGAGGCUACGACCGAGGCUACGACCGAGGCUACGAACGAGGCUACGACCGAAGCGACGACCGAGGUUACAACCGAGGCUACGAACGAGGCUACGACCGAGGCUACGACCGAAGCUACAAUCGCAGCUACAAUCGAUGCGACAGCUACGAUGAGUACGACUACAGGAUUAGUCGCAGGCGCUCCCCAUCACCCGACUACAUUAGAUACAGAAAUUCCUCCUGGUCUCGCUCCUACAACCAAAGGCGCUACUGAAGUGCGACAGCCGAUUUCAACGAGCUUGUCUCAAUUGACAGCCUGCGUUGAGUUCAAAUCAGGUGUGUUUACAUGCAGGGGAGAUGUUUUUAUUUGUCAACGGCGGACACUCGGAUGAACUUUUCAAUAUAGUGUUUUUGUGUUGUUGCUAUUCUGACCUCAACUCUUCAGUGUUAGCCACUGAUGAUUGAGUCUCCUGGUAAGUACGACGUAAAGCUCUGUGUGAAGUGUGAAGCUCUCCUUUACACUCUUGUGAAGAAGUCAAUGAGGUCAUCAUCUGAGUUGAAUGAUUUUUUUUUUGUGUAAAUGGAAAUACAUACAUGUAACUCUGCAA
Molecule: messenger RNA, 1618 nt
Organism: Syngnathus typhle (broad-nosed pipefish)
Lineage: Eukaryota; Metazoa; Chordata; Actinopteri; Syngnathiformes; Syngnathidae
Gene: tra2a
Product: transformer 2 alpha homolog
Exons: 9
Coding region: 148-1284 (378 amino acids)
Biological process (GO): positive regulation of mRNA splicing, via spliceosome
Cellular component (GO): spliceosomal complex
Molecular function (GO): RNA binding
Source: RefSeq, a predicted model, not a curated record